CGUUGCUCCGACGCAACCUUCUUACAGCCAAGCUUCGAUGACCAGCACAUCAUCCGCCUGUAUGGAACAUGGUAACCUUCAGAGCAUAGCUUCUAUUACGUCGCAACUUGGCUCAUUCUCUUCCGACACCACACACGUCUCACAGGCCUCGUCGAAAGUCGACACCUCACCUUAUAGAUAUGUCACCCAAGACAAAGUGAUUGACACAACCUACCCCAUAGCCUUGGUUGACCUUUCUUCAGCAAAUCAACCUGAAAAAUUGACGGAUGAUCUACAAAGACAACUUCCCGGAAAGGCAGUCAUGUUAUUUAAAGACAUACACGAUCUGGCAGGCAACUGGCACUUGUUUGAAACCAUUCUUGUGGACUUUGGACCGGUACAGGAAGCUGCAUCUAACAGUUCGGAUGAAUACAAGGGCACCUUGCAUAUUUAUGGGAAAUGCCGAAAAGAGAUGCUGGUACCCCAGAAUUUGGCCCAGUUGAUGCUUGCUCCGGCAAAUACUCCUUCAGACCCUAAUCGUGCUUCAGAUACCAUGAGCCAGUUUCCAAAGCUAUACGGAGUCCCUGUUUUCCAGUACAGCAGUGAACCCUGCAGACCAUCUCUCUUUGACGACGACACGAAAAAUCAACUGGUUUCCUUCCUUCUCGAUAGCUGCGAAAGAUACCACACAGCUGUCAAUAAAAAAAGACCUGGCGUCAUGGAGAGGGUUCAGGGUUUUUUGUUACAUCUCUUCGAAAGCAGCUAA
Molecule: messenger RNA, 745 nt
Organism: Strongylocentrotus purpuratus (purple sea urchin)
Lineage: Eukaryota; Metazoa; Echinodermata; Echinoidea; Camarodonta; Strongylocentrotidae
Exons: 3
Coding region: 38-745 (235 amino acids)
Source: RefSeq, a predicted model, not a curated record